AUGGCUGACAACGACAACCAGCGACUGAGGAAUUUCAAGAACAAGGGUCGGGAUUUAGAGUCUAAUAGAAGACAGAGGACUGAGGUAGUGGUGGAACUGCGAAAGAACAAAAGAGAUGAGCACCUCCUGAAAAGAAGAAACGUACCCAGUGAGGACAUUUGUGAUGAUUCUGAUGUCGAUGGAGAUUUCAGAUCGCAAAAUACCUCUCUUGAAGCAAUAGUGCAAAACGCCACCAGUGAUAACCAGGGCAUCCAGCUGAGUGCUAUUCAGGCUGCCAGGAAAUUGUUGUCUAGUGACCGCAACCCUCCCAUUGACGACCUCAUCGAGUCUGGGAUCCUUCCUAUUCUGGUCCACUGUUUGGAUAGAGAUGACAACCCUUCUCUGCAGUUUGAGGCAGCCUGGGCUUUGACCAACAUAGCAUCUGGAACAUCUGAGCAGACCCAAGCUGUGGUGGAUUCCCAUGCCGUGCCACGCUUCCUGAGGCUGCUUCAAUCCCCUCAUCAGAACGUGUGCGAACAGGCAGUCUGGGCUUUGGGCAACAUCAUUGGUGACGGUCCGCAAUGCAGAGACUACGUGAUCGGCUUGGGGGUUGUCAAGCCGCUGCUGUCUUUCAUCAGUCCCUCCAUUCCCAUCCCAAUCACCUUCCUUCGCAAUGUCACAUGGGUUAUGGUGAACCUGUGCCGCCAUAAAGACCCGCCACCGCCCAUGGAGACCAUCCAAGAGAUCCUACCAGCUCUGCGUUUGCUGAUCCACCACACGGAUGUCAGUAUUUUGGUAGACACUGUGUGGGCUCUGUCCUAUUUGACAGAUGCUGGGAAUGAGCAGAUCCAAAUGGUGAUUGACUCUGGCAUCGUUCCUCACCUGGUCCCUCUGCUUAGCCACCAGGAGGUCAAAGUCCAGACUGCUGCCCUGAGAGCUGUGGGUAACAUCGUGACCGGAACAGAUGAGCAGACUCAGGCGGUACUCAACUGUGAAGCUCUCAACCACUUCCCUGCCCUCCUGUCACACCCCAAAGAGAAAAUUAACAAGGAGGCGGUUUGGUUUUUGUCAAACAUCACAGCAGGAAAUCAGCAGCAGGUGCAGGCUGUCAUUGAUGCGAAACUAGUACCCAUGAUUAUUCACCUCCUUGACAAGGGAGACUUUGGAACCCAGAAAGAAGCUGCCUGGGCCAUCAGCAACCUCACAAUAAGUGGGAGGAAAGAUCAGGUGGCACAUCUGAUUGAAAAGCAGGUCAUUCCUCCAUUCUGCAAUCUGCUCACAGUGAAGGAUGCCCAAGUGGUUCAGGUGGUCCUGGACGGCCUCAGCAAUAUUCUGAAAAUGGCAGACGACAAAGCUGAAACUAUCGCUAAUCUCAUUGAAGAAUGUGGAGGUUUGGAGAAAGUCGAACAGCUGCAGAAUCAUGAAAAUGGAGAUAUCUACAAGCUCGCAUAUCAAAUUAUUGAUCAGUUUUUCUCAUCUGAUAUCGACGACGACAGCCUGGUCCCCGAACCCAUCCAGGGUGGAACUUAUGGCUUCAACUCCGCCAACGUGCCAGCCGAAGGAUUCCAGUUCUAG
Messenger RNA from Nerophis lumbriciformis (worm pipefish), 1554 nucleotides. NCBI's taxonomy places the organism in Eukaryota, Metazoa, Chordata, Actinopteri, Syngnathiformes, Syngnathidae. The record is from RefSeq and is a predicted model, not a curated record.